This is a messenger RNA of Sitodiplosis mosellana (orange wheat blossom midge), 3162 nucleotides long. Its product is annotated as juvenile hormone esterase-like. Bases 1041 to 2849 code for a protein of 602 amino acids. The transcript has 8 exons. The record is from RefSeq and is a predicted model, not a curated record. NCBI's taxonomy places the organism in Eukaryota, Metazoa, Arthropoda, Insecta, Diptera, Cecidomyiidae.
GUCAGUUCGAUGGAAAAUGUUGAUCGGAUAACAAGUGAGUCGCUCUCGUUCAACAUACCCUGUAACUAUUCAAGUUACUUUAAAUAAUUUCCAUUUGUGUUUUUGAUCGGGUCAAAGAGUUGUGAUUUUUGAAUCGAAUUGAUUGCGAGAAACAGAUGACAAAUCCUUAGAUAGUGCACAAAGUUUGUGGUAAACAUUUUUAUCUUUUAACAAAUUCUCAAAAAAGAAGAAAAAGAAGAAGAAAAAAAAAAUACAAAAGCGAAGAAAUGAACAUAAAAACAUAAAUGGUUAUUUUGUUUGAAAUGAAAAUGAAAUUAAAUUUGAAAAAAAUGCAAAUGAAAUGAAAAUCUGGUUGUCGUUAAUUUAAUGAGUGAUUGCAAGUUGUUAAAGUCGUUUGGUUUGAAUAGUAAUUAAAUCGUUUCGUUGUUGCAUUUAAACAACAAAUUUUAUUACAAAACGGAAAGAAAAUACAACAAAAUGUUUUUUCGGGCGGUUGAAACGUUGAUAUGGUUUUCGGUAGAACAUUUUCGUCCACCAAAAUCAAUUCAUAAUAAUUAUUUAUAAAUUCAUUCACAAUUAUUACAAAAUUACCAAUGAAACGAAAAAAUUAUGCGAUUGAUGGUGAUAUAAUUUUAUUUGCUGUUUGUAUGCCAAUUCCCAGUACAUUAUUGUUAUUAUGACAAAUGCUGGAAUUUGAUUUCCAUUUCUUUCAUUCAUAUCUUUUGUGUAUUGGCUUCUGGUUUGGUUGGCGGGUGUGUGUGUGUGUGUGUGUGUGUUGGGAAAUGUAAACAAAAGUGCGACCGUUGAUAAUACUCCAUGCCAUUGUCGAGCUAAACGUUCAGCUAACACGUGUACGGAGACAAACAUAUCAAAUAGAAGACGCAAUCGAUCAGCUGAUAUUCAAAUUAACAAUCUCAAGUUAAGGGAAUAACAAAUCGAGAGAGCCAGAUUCGAUCACAUUUUUCCAUUUCUUUGCAACGUUUUUUCGUUUUCCAUAUUGAGUAAAAGAAGUCGAGGUGUUGAAAACAGAAGAAAAAAAAAUGUAUCAAAUACAGUGCCUAGCAGUGGUGCUAAUGUUUGGAUUGCUGAAUGCAUCCAAUCCGACGAUAAUCUCAUCGUCGAGUACACCAUCCGCAUCGUUUGACAAUGAGCCUGUGGCUCUGGCAUCGCCACCAUUGACUGAAGACAAUUUCACCAGCGUAUUUCCAAUCGUGUGCACCGCUGAUGGAUGUAUUGAAGGUCGUGCAACACCCGGCUACCAAAUCGACGAAUAUGAAUCAUUCUUUGGCAUACCGUAUGCUGAAGCGCCAGUUGGUAAACUUCGUUUUGCGAAUCCAGUGCCAAAAAAACCAUGGACAGGUUUGCUGAAUGGCAAAUUGGAGCGUAACGGUUGCGCGCAAAAAAAUGUUUUAAUUCCAAAUGCCACAUUUGAUGGUGAAGAGGAUUGCCUCUAUUUGAAUAUUUAUCGACCCACAAAUACAUCGUCCAAGAAAAAUUCAUCUCUUCCGGUCAUGGUUUACAUACACGAAGGUGGUUUCUUUUCGGGUUCAAUUCAUACGCUUUUCCGUGGGCCACAUUAUUUCAUGGACACACAGCAAGUGAUCAUGGUUUUGAUGACAUAUCGUCUUGGUGUGUUGGGUUUCAUAUCCACUGGAGAUGAAGCGAGUCCGGGAAAUUUCGGUCUUAAAGAUCAAACGUUGGCAUUAAAAUGGAUCAAACGAAAUAUCAAAGCAUUCGGUGGUGAUCCAGAUUCGAUAACAAUUAUGGGCGCGUCAGCUGGAGGUGCAUCGGUUCACAUGCAUAUGAUGAGUCCAUUAUCUGAAGGACUAUUUCAUCGUGCUAUUGCAAUGAGUGGACUUGGAACCGCACCGUACAAUGAACCAACUGUUAAUCCAUUGGCACUUGCUAAACGGCAAGCUGAAGUGGUGGGCAUUGAAAAUAUUGAUCAACUUAGCACAGCCGAAUUGAUCGACAAACUUCGUGAUAUCGAUGUUGCUGUACUGGUUAACAGUAUUGGUGAUUUAAAAUUGUGGUCGGUUGAUCCAAUGACACUGUAUCGACCAGUGGUCGAACCAAAAGCUGAAGGUGCAUUCUUGUUCGAGCAUCCGGCAGCUAUUUGGACGCGAGGCGCAUUCAAACAAGUUCCCUGGAUGACCGGCAUCGUACCGAACGAAGGAAAUGUUCGUGCAGCCGCUAUUCUAACCGAUAAAGAUCUUAUUGAGGAUUUGAAUGCAAAUCUCGACAAAUUAUUGCCAAAACUAAUGGAACUCACUGCCGAUUCCGAUAAAUUGCCCUAUAUCACAAAGCGUCUGAAGGAAUUUUACUUGAACAGCAGCAGCAUUAUAAAAGAUUUCAACAGUCAAGGUUUUGUAGAUAUGUACACCGACAGAAGUUUUCACUAUCCAUUCUACAAAGCUAUCGAAGCCUAUAUCAAAUAUGCAAACACCACAAAGAAUCCAGUUUAUCUGUAUAAAUUUGCGUAUAAAGGAUCUCUAUCGUAUUCGCGUGUGUUUACGGGCACGAAUAGAGACUUUGGCGUUGGUCACAUUGACGACUUGAUUUAUCUGUUCAAAACACCAGCGGUGUUCCCUGAAUUUGCAACCGGCUCCGACGCCGCUCAGUUGAUUCGCGCAUUAGUUGGCACCUAUGUACAGUUUGCCAAGCACGGACGUCCAUUGCUUUGGAAUGAUGUGCAUGAAUGUAAAAAAUUCCAUCGUGGUAAUAUUUGCGACUAUCAAGAGUUCCGCAAUUUAAAUGGCGAUUUGAAAUCGAGCAAAUACGAAGUUCGCACUAACAACGAAUUUAACAUGGCCAUGGUGAGAUUCUGGGAUGAAGUGCUUCACAUUUAAAAACCGAAACACAAUUUGUAUAUUCUUAAGUUUUAAUGUAUUCCACAUUUUUCAUUUACCUACUUAAUUUAAGUUAUUAUGCCGUUUUCUAUUUCAUCAACACUUGAACACAUUUCAUGUAGGGAUCACGUUUUUGUGUAAAGGAAAAAAAUUCAACGAACACGACACGACACACAACUAUUUUUUUAUACCAGGAUUUAUUUUUGUUCCUUUUUAGCACAUGAACUAUUUUUUUUAUAUUCAUUUAAUUGUUAUAAUUAAGUUAAGUUAAGCGAGACUGGAAAUAAAAAAAGAACAUAUUUUAUAAGGAAAA